AUGGACCUGCGGCCCAAUCACACGCUGUAUGUCAAUAAUUUAAAUGAUAAGUUAGGCAAAACAGACCUCAAGCGCGCCCUCUACUACCUCUUCAGUCAGCAUGGUCGCAUAAUCGACAUCAUUGCGAUGAAGACGCCCAAGAUGCGGGGACAGGCGUUCAUCAUCUACCAGAACAUCAAUUCGGCCACCAGCGCUCUGCGUGUGCUUCAGGGAUUCCAGUUCUUUCAAAAGAUGGAAGCGGCUGAAGCCGAGCCUCCGAAUCGGGUCCUGUUUGUCAGUAACUUGCCAGAGGAGACGACAGAUGCCAUGCUCACCAUGCUGUUCAGCCAAUUCUCUGGCUUCCAGGAAGCCAGGAGGGCUGUCGGUGGCAUUGGUUUCGUUGAAUAUGAGACGGAGAAUCAGGCUACUGCGGCCAAGGCAGCCUACAAUGAAUUCAAACUCACCCCAACCCAUGCGAUGACCAUUACUUAUGCCAAGAAGUAA
Messenger RNA from Dibothriocephalus latus, 483 nucleotides. The record is from the annotation of a GenBank genome assembly. Lineage: Eukaryota; Metazoa; Platyhelminthes; Cestoda; Diphyllobothriidea; Diphyllobothriidae.